Messenger RNA from Aethina tumida (small hive beetle), 789 nucleotides. RefSeq lists its product as uncharacterized. The transcript has 3 exons. NCBI's taxonomy places the organism in Eukaryota, Metazoa, Arthropoda, Insecta, Coleoptera, Nitidulidae. Bases 275 to 712 code for a protein of 145 amino acids. The record is from RefSeq and is a predicted model, not a curated record.
AACCGUAGAAGAUUUUCGUUUCGUCUUUGAACUGUGGUAGUUUUUCUCUGGUUAUGUUGAGCACAGCUGCGAAUUUCUGGUUGACUUUCAGGCAACAUGCUUCCUCACGUCCAGAUUUCAUGUCCAAUUCAAAUAAUGUUCCGAGUUGCAAUCGCCUUGAUGCAAAAUUUAAUUGAAGGUGAUCAACGUUAAAGGCAACAUAGCCCAAAGAAAACGACAACGACCGUCAAACACAAUUGUCAAACACCAAAAUUGUCAGCACCACAUUGUCAAAAUGGAUUUGGAACUAGGAGGAAACAAAGAGGAAAAGGAGAAGAUCAAGAAGGAGUCUAUGGGUAUGCUUCAGCUCUCGAAAAAACUUCAUGCUGAAGGUGAUACCGGUGAACGGUCGAGGAAAGGUAGCUUCCAUAAGGAGAAACCGCUAGUAAAUUGCGACAAAAACUACGUAGAAGUCGUAACCGAUUUAACUGAAAAAUCUGCCAAGAUGCCUAAGCAGAUCGUACAGCACAAACCUCUGAUAGAAAUAGGCAGGGAUCAGCUGCAGUUGCUGUUCGAACAGGUGGACAAAAUGAAGGUAGGCCUGCAUAGACUACAGGAGAUAGCCUUCAAGUUCAAUCAAGGGGACAGUUUCAAGAAGAACGUUGACUUGCUGACGAAACAUCUGAAGCCGGAUACGGAGAAGAAAGAUGUGGAACCCGCCAAAAAAACAUAAGUUCUGGAAUCAGGUCCAAAUUGUACGUUUUUUGAAUGUUAUUUGUUAGGUGGGCAAUAAACAAUAUUUGGCUAAAA